AUGAAACUAGAAAAAGAAAUAACAGAGAUUCUAAGAAAAAGCAUAGUUGUGCAGCAAGAGAACACUAGGGAGAAUGCCAAACCCUGUGAUGACACUUUGUCUAGCACAGUCCAUACGCCAAACAGUCUGUCCAGCGAGCACAUGCAUGCGCACAGUUCAAACUACAGCACCUACAUUUCAAACAUCCACAUAAUCAGCAGUAGUUCAGAUGGCUUUGAUGAUAGAGUAUAUGAGAGCUCUGGUUCGCAGAGAAGGUAUUCUGAAACAGUUUAUUUGCACUAUUUGGUGGAGAUAUACAGAAAAAUGAACACUUCUGACGCAAAAGAGAAAGUUACUGUGUCAGAGACAGAGUACAAUAUAAUUCUUGAGUUAUUCGCCAAUGAGAAAGGGCUAAAGACACUCAAAAUAAGCAAAAAUGUACACAUGUUGAUAUCUGCUGCACUGAACAAGAAAAUGCAGACAAUAGCAGCUACAUCGAAGACGCCAAGCUCUCUACGAGUAUUUUUAGGGAUUGUCUACCUAUACAGCAACAAAGAAAAUAUUUCUGCAAUCGUAAACAUUCUUUCAAAGGCAAGCAGAAUAAUCACCAGGCUGCGCAGUGCCAUUGCAGUGCUAGAGUCACUUGAAAACGUUUUCAAAGCCCAGCUGGAAGACAGUGUGGAUGGCAUAUAUGUAACAAAAGCCUCUUGUUUGAACUACAUUUCCAAACACAUUCUGCUCACAAACCUAGUUGAAAUAAUUCACUGCAAACACCUCAUGUAUUCUACAAAGGAAAGAAAAAAGGAAAUUUUAUUCCAGCUACUCUGCACCGAAGAGUACUCUGCAUUUUCUCAAGCCAUAGAGGGAGAAAGCGCUAUUUUAGAAGAAGCAGAAGAAUUUUACAACGAAAAAGAGUGCACAUAUGGAGUGAACGAAGAAACAUACGAAAACACAGAAACUCUCCAAAUCAGCACACAGAUGGAGUGUGUAGAGACAAAAUGCAAAGUGAACAGCUUGGCAUUUAAAAUCUUCUCCAUGAUCAAGAAGCGCACAUGCGAAUGGAUAGAGCAUGAGAACAGAGCAACAGCGCAGAUUGAGCAGCAGUGCCACCGCAUAUUUAACAGGCACAGGACACAGGUGCAGCAGAUAUUCCUGAGCACAGAGCACAUAGGCGCAGCUGAGUGCACAGAAGAAAAGGAGCAGCGGUGUAAAACGAUAAACGAGAUUUUAACAAACACAGAAAAGUCAAUGGACCAGCUAAUGAAGAUAUUCUCGGAGAUGAACAAGAUAAAAACAAGCAAUAGGAUCGUAGACAUAUACAUUCCGCCCUUCAAAAGCAUAUCUCUUCUGAUAAAAAGGCUAAAAAGAGCAGUCGCACUAGAAAUAAAAACGGCACCGUAUGGCUCAGCAGACGUAAAAAAGUACCAAAGCCACUUUAUAGCACACAUUCCUCUGCUGGUGCCUCUAUCGUACUUUGUCCCAACGGACCAGAUAGUGUACAUGGGGUACCUAAUGUACAAGCACAACCUCACAGAGAGCAUAGAGGAAACAGACAUCUACUACAUCUACGAAACACUCACGUACAGAUCAAACAUCCUCGAUAAGAUACGCGAACACUUCACACAAGAAAUAGCAAAUAAAAUCACAAAAUUCCAAAAGAGAGUGGCAGCUGACAAAGCGCUCAGCAGAAUGGCCAGAGAGCUCGCAAAGAGCAUAAGAACAGACGUGCUGAGGUAUCUGAUCAAAGACUCUCCCGCUAUCUUAGUAGACAAAAUAAUAGGAGAAAUAAAGAAGAUCUACAUAACGCCAGAGCACCCGCACAGUGCAGAAAAAACAAAGAAAAGAAUCCAAGUGCUGAAUAAAAUAUCGGAGUUUAAACUGCCGCACAGCCCAUACGUGUCAUACAGCAUGCUAAAAGAGUAUCUCUUCCAGCACAGCCAGAAGAGCAGGAAAAGCAUGCACAAGUAG
Messenger RNA from Nematocida minor, 1947 nucleotides. RefSeq lists its product as uncharacterized. The transcript has a single exon. Bases 1 to 1947 code for a protein of 648 amino acids. The record is from RefSeq and is a predicted model, not a curated record. NCBI's taxonomy places the organism in Eukaryota, Fungi, Microsporidia.